AUUUCACUUUCUUUCCAUUUGCACCAUCAAUCAUCAUUAUCGUCAUCUAUCCUCCUCUAUCUUACUCCACAAUGGAGUGCUGCUAUCAUACCUUCGCCGCCAACCCCAAUUCUCCUUAUACUUCCCUUCCCAAAGCCCUAACUCAUCCCCAGGGAAUUCCUUCAUCUGCUAAAACAUUUCCAGGUCAUGUGUUGCUUUCACCCGCUCUCUCAAAGCAAUUCCGUCUGAAGUCUCUUGUUUAUCAGCAAUCCUCAUAUAAAGGGGGGCUUGUUCUUGCACAAGCUGAAAAGCAAUCUUGGGAUUUUGGUAGAUUUCUCAAGACAUUGUAUUUCUUCAAUGGACCUCCAUCUCCUGCCAAGUUCAUUGAAUCUAUGAUUGAGAAACUAUCGAAUCCUUCACCGAUUGAACCAGUAAGACCUAUGGGCAACACUGGGAUUGUUCUAGUUACAGGAGCAACAGGCGGUGUAGGGAGGCGAGUAGUUAACAUACUGCGAGAAAAAGGAUUACAAGUUCGAGUUUUGGUUAGAAACAUAGAGAAGGCAAGAAGCAUGCUAGGCCCAGAUGUGGAUAUGGUUGUUGGAGAUGUCACAAAUGAGAGCACUUUGAUACCUGAGUAUUUUAAAGAUGUGAAGAAAGUCAUUAGCACGAUUUCAGUCAUUGUAGGUCCUAAAGAAGGGGAUACUCCUGAUAGGGAGAAAUACAGCCAAGGGAUCAAAUUCUUCGAACCGGAGAUAAAAGGUGCUUCUCCUGAAAUGGUAGAGUAUAUUGGGAUGAAAAACUUGAUUAAUGCUGUGAAAGAAAGUAUUGGUCUACAAAGUGGAAAACUAAUAUUUGGAUUGGAAGGUAAUUUAUCAAGAGAACUUAUUUGGGGAGCUUUGGAUGAUGUUGUGAUGGGAGGAGUUAGCGAGAGUACGUUCCAGAUUGAUCCAAUGGGCAGCGAAAAUGGUGGACCUAGUGGCCUUUUCAAAGGUGUUGUUUCAACCACAAAUAAUGGUGGGUUUACCAGUAUAAGAACAAAGAACUUUUCAGUAGCUGAAGAUCUUUCUGCAUACGAUGGCUUGGAAUUGCGUCUUAAAGGUGAUGGUAGACGAUAUAAACUUAUAGUCCGCACCAGUCGUGAUUGGGAUACAAUAGGCUACACAGCAGGAUUUAAUACAGUAGAAGGCCAAUGGCAAUCAGUACAUGUGCCAUUUUCUUCAUUGAAACCAAUAUUUCGAGCAAAAACUGUGAUGGGUGCACCUCCUUUUGAUCCAAGUGGCAUCAUUUCAUUGCAGCUCAUGUUUAGUAAAUUUGAAAGUGACGGAAAGCUGAAUCCGACAUUCAAGGAAGGUGCAUUUCAGCUUCCGGUAUCAAGAAUACGUGCAUAUAUUAAAGAUCCAAUCACACCUAGGUUUGUGCACGUAAGUUCUGCUGGAGUGACCCGACCUGAAAGACCUGGACUUGAUUUGAGUAAGCAACCCCCUGCUGUCCGUUUGAACAAAGAAUUAGGCUCUAUUCUCACAUUCAAGUUAAAGGGUGAGGACUUAAUACGAGAAAGUGGAAUUCCAUAUACUAUUGUUAGACCAUGUGCAUUAACUGAGGAGCCUGCAGGAGCUGAUCUCAUUUUUGAUCAAGGAGAUAACAUCACGGGAAAAAUUGCAAGGGAGGAAAUUGCCCGAAUUUGCUUGGCUGCCUUAGAUAGCCCACACGCUUGCAACAAGACAUUCGAGGUCAAGAGUGUUAUUCCAUUUAGCGAGCAAUUCACAGUUGACCCAAAAAAUUCUCCACCGGAGAAAGAUUAUAAUGUUUAUUUCAAGACACUUAGAGAUGAAAUUACAGGUAAAGAGGCAUUGACACAAACUCGUGUCUCCGUAUGAACAUAUAUCUGUUUUUGACAAUAAUGUAUAUAUAGAUCUGUUUUGACAAUAAUUGACUGAUAAUUUUAGUAUAUAUGGAGCAAAAUGCGACGAGUAUAAUAUGAUAAAACGUCUGUAUAUAACUUAGAAAAAGGCUCUAUAAUAAUUAAUAAACUAAGCAUAAUCUAUAAAGUGGAUUUUUUUCCAUUUGUACAGAAACUUGAUAACAUCUUUCUUUAAUCAUGUUGCUGAUUGGUUGUUACUAUUCAGGAUGUCUUUGU
Impatiens glandulifera is the source of this 2116-nucleotide messenger RNA. Its product is annotated as protein HIGH CHLOROPHYLL FLUORESCENCE PHENOTYPE 173, chloroplastic. The record is from RefSeq and is a predicted model, not a curated record. Lineage: Eukaryota; Viridiplantae; Streptophyta; Magnoliopsida; Ericales; Balsaminaceae. The transcript has 16 exons. Bases 72 to 1856 code for a protein of 594 amino acids.